UGUUACUUACGACAAGAAAAAGAUAAACUUUUUCUCUCCGAAGUUGGGUUCCUUCGUGGAACCUCCCCUCCUCCUCCCUCCUCCCUCCUCCCUCCUUCCUCCGUCCUCAUCACCGCAUCAUCUUCAACUUGACUGCUUUCAAUUCAACAGACACUCUCUCUGUCUCUUCAGCUCAGCUCAAUUUAGCCUCUGUUGACUCGGCCUCUACACUCUCCUGAGGUCUGAUGCCGUACAGAGUGGAUUGCCCCCAUUAAGGUAGAAGGGGUUCUUAAAGAUCCGAUCUUGAAAGCAAUUGGGGCUUUAAUUGUGCCUCCUCCGAAAAUGGCCGAUUCCAUUUUCAACUGGUCACUGGCAUUUGUGAGCAUUUUGAUGGAAAAUGCUCGAGAAUGGCAUAAAUUUCUUGCCCAAGAAAUGCUUGAGCUCAAAAUGAAAAAUUGUGAUCUGUGGAGUUUGAUGGGUGGGAGACUUUCGAAACGCAAUAGUGCGAGGUAUUCGUCUUACGGCGGCUCGAGUUCGCAUCCGUGGGGCCAUCAGAGCUAUCCUGAUCCUCGGUAUUCUUUACCUCGCGAAGAUUAUGCAGCACCACAGCAGCAUUACCCGCCCCCUCCUCAAAGCUAUGGGGGUUAUGGCCCUCCUCAGUCUAGAAGAAAACUGGAGAGGAAGUUCUCCAAAAUAGAUGAUGAUUAUACUAGCCUUGAGCAGGUUACAGAAGCCCUAGCACGUGCUGGGCUGGAGUCUUCGAAUCUUAUUGUUGGAAUCGACUUUACAAAGAGUAACGAGUGGACAGGUGCAAGGUCAUUCAACCGGAGAAGCCUUCAUCACAUCGGAGAUGGCCAAAAUCCAUAUGAACAGGCAAUCUCAAUAAUUGGGAAAACAUUAUCAUCCUUUGACGAGGACAAUUUGAUACCCUGUUUUGGCUUCGGAGAUGCCUCAACGCAUGAUCAAGAAGUUUUUAGCUUUUAUCCAGAUGAAAGAUUCUGUAAUGGGUUUGAAGAGGUUUUGAUGCGUUAUAGAGAACUGGUUCCUCAACUAAGAUUGGCAGGGCCCACAUCAUUUGCUCCAAUAGUUGAGAUGGCCAUUACAAUAGUUGAGCAGAGUGGAGGCCAGUACCAUGUCUUAGUAAUAAUUGCAGAUGGGCAGGUAACAAGAAGUGUUGAUACAAAUGGUGGCCAGUUAAGUCCCCAGGAGAAAAGCACUGUUGAAGCGAUUGUAAAAGCAAGCGAGUAUCCCCUGUCGAUUAUACUUGUCGGUGUUGGAGAUGGACCGUGGGACAUGAUGAAGGAAUUCGAUGAUAAUAUUCCUGCCCGUGCCUUUGAUAACUUCCAGUUUGUAAAUUUCACAGAGAUAAUGUCGAAGAAUAUGGAUCGAUCAAGAAAAGAAGCAGAAUUUGCUCUUGCAGCUCUAAUGGAAAUACCUUCCCAGUACAGAGCUACGCUGGAGCUUAAUAUACUUGGUACUCGUAGAGGGAAAGGGAUAGAUCGGGUUUCUCUUCCUCCGCCGCAGUACAAUACAUCUUCAACCACAAAACCUUCCCAAUCAAGCAGUAGCUUUCGACCAAGUGCUCCUUCAGCUGAGCACGAGCCAGCUAGCGAGACAACUCCUUCGAGUUCUACUUCUGAUAAUAACCUUUGCCCGAUUUGCCUUGAUAAUGUGAAGGAUAUGGCCUUUGGUUGCGGUCAUCAGACGUGCUGCGAUUGUGGGGAACGACUGGACUCGUGCCCAAUAUGUCAAAGCUUCAUACAAGUCAGGAUAAAGCUCUAUUAAUCCCUCGAACUUCAUGUUUAUUCAAGCCCCCCAGCUUGCCAAGGUUCUUCUGCUUCAGGACCAUUUAUUGUACAUACCAGCAGAGAUAAUUUGGAUGGAUAAGAGUGGGGUGGCUUCGAUUUCAUCUUCAGGUUAAGUUUGAAUUCCAACCAUUUGGAGGAUGCGUUUGAGAAUGUUCAGUGUAUUGGUACAAUAAGGUUGACAAAAAGUUUGGCAGUGAAUCUGAUAAAUUAGAGGGUAAUGUCAUGCUUUUGGCGGUCGAUCAUCUUCUUGUGGAAAUAUAGAAUUGUCAAUUCAUGCAAA
Messenger RNA from Punica granatum (pomegranate), 2067 nucleotides. NCBI's taxonomy places the organism in Eukaryota, Viridiplantae, Streptophyta, Magnoliopsida, Myrtales, Lythraceae. The record is from RefSeq and is a predicted model, not a curated record.